This is a messenger RNA of Dissoconium aciculare CBS 342.82, 1529 nucleotides long. RefSeq lists its product as uncharacterized. The record is from RefSeq and is a predicted model, not a curated record. Bases 228 to 1343 code for a protein of 371 amino acids. The transcript is spliced from 3 exons. Lineage: Eukaryota; Fungi; Ascomycota; Dothideomycetes; Mycosphaerellales; Dissoconiaceae.
CUGACAUUAACACUCUACCUUCAAAGACCGCUCUCGAUCUCACACGCUUGCUCAUGGCUAGCCCGCCGCACUGGGCCUCAUUGCUCGUCAACAACCUCACAUCGAUCUUCCCAAGGAGCCAUGUCACCGUGGGACGCGAAAUCAAUCAGGUUCCCGGAGCGUGAUACAUGACAUCUCAGACCACACAAGGCUUGUCCAUGUCCCUAUGAUAGCCGAGAGUAGCGAUUAUGGUUUCGCUUUUAGUUGAGAGCUGGACCUGGUUCGCCAUUGUCAUGGUCGUUGCAAUCUGCCGAGCAAUUUCACGCCGGAUGACUUUGGGCACGUUCAGACGCUUCCAGGUGGACGAUUAUGGAAUGGUCGUAGUCCUCUGCUUCUACACAGUCUUCGUAGUCACCCUCAAUCUCGAAACAGACACAGAGUCCAACUUGCUGCCGCCCGGCUUCGAUGCCAGCACAUUAACGCCUGACGAUAUCGCUAAGAGGGUAUACGGCAGCAAGCUGAUCCUUGCGGUCGAACAAUGCCAAUGCAUUGUCAUUUGGGGUGCCAAAUCGUGUCUGAUCAUCCUAUACCUUCGCCUCACAUCUCUACGCAUGGAAAACUAUGCUGUCAAAGCGCUUUCCGUGUUCGUGGGAUUUUCAUUCGUCAUCAUGGAAGUCCUGUAUUUCGCUGUCUGGUGUCAGCCUUUCUGGGAGUAUUGGGCUGUACCGACUAACAACAUCCAAUGCAGCGCCGCCAUCAAUCAUUUGAUCACGAACGCAGUCUUCAAUCUCACUUCGGACUGCGUCAUGCUGGCGAUAGGCCUACCAAUGUUUUGGAGACUCCAUUUGCCGUGGCGGAAACAGCUACCCCUACUACUAAUCUUCGCUGGCGGUGGUGUCUUUGUGUUAGUUUGUGCCAUACUCAACAAACUCUACUCCUUCACUGAGCCAUUCGGAGCUGCAUGGACGUUCUGGUAUGUUCGAGAGAGCUCAACAGCGUUACUGGUUGCAAAUCUGCCUUUUCUGUCGACUCUCCUCAAACGCGUGUUCGGCUCGAAAAGCGGCUCGGACGAAUUCGUCGGACGACCGGCAAUCUCGGCACGAUACGUCCUCGACGGUCACAGUUCAGGCUCGCCGCAGGCAGAUCAAGACUACACUAUUGAGGUUUCCUCGGAAAGCGACCCUCAAGUACACAUGGAUGGAAAGGCUCACAGGUCCUAUGGGAAUGUGAUGCAUUCCGGAACAUUGUCGGAUAAAGGUGUGCGACGAGGUUCGGGUGGUUCUCAUGACACUCCAGAUGUCCUGCUACAGGCAUCUCGGCGGGCUAUUAGCCUGCCAGUCGCAGAUCUGUCGAAGCCCAGGUAAAUGCAUAUUCACGCAGGUGCCAAGAUUACCAUAAGUCGGCAGAUAUAAAACUUACAAGCCAAGCGACGAAGUCUUGUCAAGAAACUGGCAUCUUCACCGAACAGCGAUAAUUGAUCGAUAUCUUUGUACAAGAUGUUUCAAGACGCUGCUUGAAAGUUUUCGGAGGCCUACCUUCCUCAGCGGGUA